Molecule: messenger RNA, 8874 nt
Organism: Cuculus canorus (common cuckoo)
Lineage: Eukaryota; Metazoa; Chordata; Aves; Cuculiformes; Cuculidae
Gene: FLNC
Product: filamin C
Exons: 47
Coding region: 727-8799 (2690 amino acids)
Biological process (GO): actin cytoskeleton organization
Molecular function (GO): actin filament binding
Source: RefSeq, a predicted model, not a curated record
CCGGCACCGCCGAACGCGACUGCACGGGACCCUCGCUCCGCACCCCGCACCGGACCCUCGCUCCGCACCGGACCCUGCCACGCUGCUCGCUCCGGGACCCACCGGACCCUACUCCGCACCGGGACCUACCGGGAGUCUCUCCGGACCCCACAGCCCGCCCGGAGCCGCUGCCCCGCACCGGGAUCCACACCGGGAACCGACCCGUGACCCGCCGGGCACCGGUCCGGACCCCGCCGGGAGCCGCUGCUCUGCACCAGGAACCGACUGGGAUCUGCCGGGAAUCGGUCCGAGGACCCAUCCAGACCCCAGGUCCCUCGGGGUUCUACUCCAGACCGCGGGAAUUUGCACCGGGACUGAUCCAGGGCACCAGGACUGACACCGGGAACUGGGACCCUGUUUUGGGAACCGGGAUCGAGCCAGGGACUGACCCAGGACACCAGCACCGGGAUUGACUCUGGGAACUGCGACCCUGUCCCCUAGCACCAAGUUUGCCACCAGGAACUGGGACCCCCACCCCGAGCACUUGCAUUGACCCAGGAUACCCUUGGGACACCAGGACCUAUCCAGGAACUCCAGCCCAGGCACCGGGAUUGACUUCAGACUCCACGCAGGACCCCCUUUACAGACACCAGGAGUGACCUAGCGCCUUCACCCAGGACACCAAGACCCAGCUUGGUCUACAGCCCUACCAGCAGGAACCCACCAGGACCCACCACCACCACUACCAUGAACUCCAACUAUGAGGUGCAGACAACCGAGGAGCCGGAGGAGCUACCGGCCACCGAGAAGGACCUUGCAGAGGAUGCUCCCUGGAAGAAGAUCCAGCAGAACACCUUCACCCGCUGGUGCAACGAGCACCUCAAGUGCGUGCACAAGCGGAUCGGGGACCUACAGCGGGACCUGAGCGAUGGGCUGCGCCUCAUCGCCCUCCUGGAGGUUCUCAGCCAGAAGAAGAUGGGACGCAAGUACCACCCGCGCCCCAACUUCCGACAGAUGAAGCUGGAAAACGUCUCCGUGGCCUUGGAGUUCCUGGAGAGGGAGCACAUCAAGCUGGUGUCCAUCGACAGCAAGGCGAUUGUGGAUGGGAACCUGAAGCUGAUCCUGGGGCUGAUCUGGACGCUGAUCCUGCACUACUCCAUCUCCAUGCCUAUCUGGGAGGAGGAGGAGGAGGAUGAGGCGCGGCGGCAGACGCCAAAGCAACGCCUGCUAGGCUGGAUCCAGAACAAGGUCCCCCAGCUGCCCAUCACCAACUUCCACCGUGACUGGCGUGAUGGGAAGGCAUUGGGAGCACUGGUGGACAACUGUGCCCCAGGUUUGUGCCCGGACUGGGAGAAUUGGGACCCUGCGCAGCCGGUGCAGAACGCGCGUGAGGCCAUGCAGCAGGCGGAUGACUGGCUUGGUGUCCCCCAGGUGAUCGCUCCUGAGGAGAUUGUGGACCCCAACGUGGACGAGCAUUCGGUGAUGACAUACCUGUCCCAGUUCCCCAAGGCCAAGCUCAAGCCAGGGGCCCCCCUGCGCGCCCGACAGCCCCAGCCCACGCGUGCCCGAGCAUAUGGGCCCGGCAUUGAGCCCCAUGGGAACGUGGUGCUGAGGCCAGCGCAGUUCACUGUGGAGACCCUGGAGGCAGGGGUAGGCGAGGUCCUGGUCUACGUGGAGGACCCUGAAGGCCACACUGAGGAGGCCAAGGUGGUCCCCAACAAUGACAAGAAGAGGACAUACAGUGUCACUUAUGUCCCUAAGGUUGGGGGGCUCCACAAGGUGACAGUGCUUUUUGCGGGGCAGAACAUUGACAAGAGCCCCUUUGGGGUCAAUGUGGCCAUGGCCCUGGGCGACGCCAGCAAAGUGACAGCUCGUGGGCCUGGCCUGGAGCCUGUGGGCAAUGUGGCCAACAAACCCACCUACUUCGACAUCUACACCGCAGGGGCUGGCCCGGGCGAUGUAGGGGUGGUGAUCGUGGACCCCCAGGGCCGUCAGGACACGGUGGAGGUGAUGCUGGAGGACAAAGGAGACAACAUCUUCCGCUGCACCUAUCGGCCCGUGCUGCAGGGGCCACACACCAUCUGUGUCACCUAUGCUGGUACCCAGAUCCCCAAGAGCCCUUUCACUGUCAACGUGGCUGAAGCGUGUGCACCGUCGGUGUGCCGGGCCUCGGGCCGGGGGCUGCAGCCCAAGGGCGUGCGGGUGCACGAGGUGGCAGACUUCAAGGUGUUCACCAAGGGCGCUGGCACCGGGGAACUGCGCGUCAGCGUCAGGGGGCCUGCGGGCACAGAGGAGCCGGUGUCUGUGCGUGACAUGGGAGACGGGGUCUAUGAGUGCGAGUACAGCCCGGGUGUCCCGGGCAAGUAUGUGGUGGCCAUCACGUGGGGUGGCCAUGCCAUCCCCCGCAGCCCAUUUGAGGUGCAGGUGGCACCAGCGCCGGGCAGCCAGAAGGUGCGGGCAUGGGGGCCAGGGCUGGAGGGCGGCGUUGUCGGGCGCUCAGCUGACUUUGUGGUGGAGGCCAUUGGCACCGAAGUGGGGACCCUGGGAUUCUCCAUCGAAGGCCCCUCGCAGGCCCGCAUUGAGUGCGAUGACCGUGGGGAUGGCUCUUGUGACGUGCGGUACUGGCCCACCGAACCAGGCGCCUAUGCUGUCCACGUGGUUUGUGAUGAUGAGGACAUCAAGGACAGCCCAUUCAUCGCCAACAUCCUGCCGGCCCCCAAUGACUGCUGGCCUGAGAAGGUGAAGGCCUUUGGGCCAGGGCUGGAGCCCACUGGCUGCAUUGUGGAGCACCCAGCCGAGUUCACCAUCGACACCCGUGGUGCCGGGAAAGGCCCCCUCAAGCUCUAUGCACAGGAUGCCGAGGGCUUCCCCAUCGACAUCAAGGUGAAGGACAAUGGGGACGGCACCUACAGCUGCGUCUACGUGCCCACCAAAGCCAUCAAGCACACCAUCAUCAUCACCUGGGGGGGUGUUAACACCCCCCGCAGCCCAUUCCGUGUGAACGUGGGUGAGGGCAGCCACCCUGGCAGGGUGAAGGUCUAUGGGCCAGGCGUGGAGAAGACAGGGCUGAAGGCCAACGAGCCCACCUACUUCACCGUCGACUGCAGCGAGGCCGGGCAGGGUGAUGUCAGCAUUGGGAUCAAGUGUGCUCCUGGUGUGGUGGGGCCGCUGGAGGCCGACAUUGACUUUGACAUCAUCAAAAAUGACAACGACACCUUCACGGUGAAGUACACACCACCGGGCGCUGGGCUUUACACCAUCAUGGUCCUCUUCGCCAACCAGGAGAUCCCCAGCAGCCCCUUCCGCAUCUCAGUGGAGCCGGACCACGACGCCAGCAAGGUCAAGGCUGAGGGACCUGGGCUGAGCCGCACUGGGGUGGAGGUGGGGCAGCCCACGCACUUCACAGUGCAGACACGGGGCGCGGGCAAGGCCCCCCUGCGGGUGCAGUUUGGGGGCGCAGGGCCUGGCCCCGCUGUGCGCGACUUCGAGGUCAUCGACAACCACGAUUACUCCUACACUGUCAAGUACACCCCCCUGCAGCAGGGCCCCCUCUCCGUUGCUGUCACCUAUGGGGGGGACCCCAUCCCCAAGAGCCCCUUCCCUGUCACCGUGGCCCCUCCCCUGCAGCUUGGCAAGGUCCUGGUGCAGGGGCUCAGCAACAAGGCAGAGGUGGGGCAGGUGCAGGAGUUCGGGGUGCAGACACAGGGCGCGGGAGGCCAGGGCCGUGUGGGGGUGCAGAUCACAGGCCCCUCGCGCCGCCCUGUGCCCUGCAGGGUGGGCACGGCCCCCCCUGGUGCCCCCCACCCCGUGUCCUGGACCCCCCCUGAGGAAGGGCCCUACCGCCUCGACGUCACCUACGAUGGCCACCCAGUCCCCGGAAGCCCUUUCACCGUCGAAGCAGCGCUGCCCCCCGACCCCACAAAGGUUCGUGCCUUUGGGCCAGGGCUACAGGGGGGCCGUGUGGGGGUCCCAGCACCGUUCACCAUUGCCACAAAGGGCGCGGGCGCCGGGGGGCUGGGACUGACGGUGGAGGGUCCAUGUGAGGCCAAGAUCGAAUGCCAGGACAACGGUGACGGCUCCUGCGCCGUCUCCUACCUCCCCACCGAGCCUGGCGACUAUGCCAUCAACAUCCUCUUCGCUGACCGCCACAUCCCCGGCAGCCCCUUCAAGGCCAAGGUCACCCCUGUCUUCGACCCCACUAAGGUGACAGCUAGCGGGCCCGGGCUGGAGCGCGGCAAAGCCGGUGAGGUGGCCACCUUCAUGGUGGACUGCUCGCAAGCGGGCGAGGCUGAGCUCACCAUCGAGAUCAGCUCAGAGGCAGGUGUCAAGGCCGAGGUGCUCAUCCAGAACAACCGCGACGGCACCUACGCCAUCACCUACACCCCCGCCUGCCCUGGUGCCUAUACCAUCACCAUAAAGUAUGGUGGCCACCCUGUCCCCAAGUUCCCCGUCCGCGUCACUGUUGAUCCUGCGGUUGACACCAGCGGCGUCAAGGUCUAUGGCCAAGGCGUGGAGCCGCGAGGGGUGCUGCGUGAGGUGGGCACGGAGUUCAUGGUGGACACGCGGGCGCUGUCCCGGACCGGGGGCCCCCACGUGGGGGUGCGGGUGCUGAACCCCUCAGGUGGCACCACUGACACUCGUAUCACCGACCGUGGCGAUGGCACCUACCGCGUGCAGUACACGCCCUUCGAGGAGGGCAUGCACCAGGUAGAGGUGACCUAUGACGACGUGCCAGUCCCCAACAGCCCCUUCCGUGUGGCAGUGGCCGAGGGCUGUGACCCCAGUCGUGUGCGGGCACAUGGGCCUGGCCUGGAAGGUGGGCUAGUCGGCAAGGCCAACCGCUUCACCGUGGAGACCAGGGGCGCGGGCACUGGGGGGCUGGGCUUGGCCAUCGAGGGCCCCUCCGAGGCCAAGAUGUCCUGCAAGGACAACAAGGAUGGAAGCUGCACAGUGGAGUACAUCCCCUUCACUCCUGGGGACUACGAUGUCAACAUCACCUUCGGUGGCCACCCCAUCCCUGGGAGCCCCUUUCGGGUGCCAGUGAAGGACAUGGUGGACCCCAGCAAGGUGAAGUGCUCAGGCCCAGGGCUGGGACCCACCGUCAGGGCCCGGGUGCCCCAGACCUUUACAGUGGAUGCCAGCGCUGCGGGGUUGGCGCCCCUUGAGGUCACCCUGCUGGGACCCUCUGGCCUGGCAGAGCCGGUGGAGGUGCGUGACAAUGGUGACGGCACCCACAAGGUUAACUAUACUCCGGCCACUGAUGGGCCCUACACCCUGGCCGUCAAAUACGCUGACCAGGAGGUGCCGCGCAGCCCCUUCAAGUUGAAGGUGGUGCCAGGCCAUGAUGCCAGCAAGGUGCGGGCGAGUGGGCCAGGGCUGAGCGCCAGCGGCAUCCCCGCCAGCCUGCCCGUCGAGUUCACCAUCGAUGCCCGUGAAGCUGGAGAGGGGCUCCUCACCGUCCAGAUCCUGGACCCUGAGGGGCGCCCCACGGAGACGGUGCUGCGAGACCAUGGGGACGGCACCUUCGCUGUGGCCUACGUGCCGGCUGUGCCAGGGCGCUAUACCAGCACCAUCAAGUAUGGCGGCGACGAGAUUCCCUGCUCGCCCUUCCGCUGCCUUGCAGUGCCCUCCGGCGAUGCCAGCAAGUGCCUCGUCACAGUCUCCAUUGGGGGUCACGGACUGGGCGCCUGCUUGGGCCCCACCAUCCAGAUUGGGGAAGAGACAGUGAUCACAGUGGAUGCCAAGGCCGCUGGGCAGGGCAAGGUGACCUGCAAGGUGUCCACACCUGACGGGGCUGAGCUGGACGUGGAUGUGGUGGAGAACCACGAUGGCACCUUUGACAUCUACUACACUGCACCUGAGCCUGGCAAAUACGUCAUCACCAUCCGCUUUGGCGGCGAGCACGUCCCUAACAGCCCCUUCCACGUCCUGGCCACAGACGAGCCCCCUGCCACUGCUGAGAACCUCCGGCCCUUCAACCUGGUCAUCCCCUUCACCGUGCAGAAGGGCGAGAUCACAGGUGAGGUGCGAAUGCCUUCGGGGAAGACAGCGCGACCCAACAUCACCGACAACAAGGAUGGGACAGUAACGGUGCGCUACGCCCCCACUGAGAAGGGGCUGCAUGAGAUGGACAUCCGCUAUGACGGCAACCACAUCCCUGGGAGUCCUCUCCAGUUCUACGUGGAUGCCAUCAACCCCCGGCAUGUGAGCGCCUAUGGGCCAGGGCUGAGCCACGGCAUGGUCAACAAGCCGUGCACCUUCACCAUUGUCACCAAGGACGCUGGAGAGGGUGGGCUGUCAUUGGCUGUGGAGGGUCCUUCCAAGGCAGAGAUCACUUGCCAGGAUAACAAGGAUGGGACCUGCACAGUGUCCUACCUGCCCACCGCACCCGGGGACUACAACAUCAUUGUCCGCUUUGAUGACAAGCACAUCCCAGGCAGCCCCUUCACUGCCAAGAUCACCGGGGAUGACUCCAUGCGGACGUCCCAACUCAACGUGGGCACCUCGACGGAUGUCUCGCUGAAGAUCACGGAGACUGACCUGAGCCUCCUGACUGCCAGCAUCCGUGCACCGUCAGGCAACGAGGAGCCUUGCCUGCUCAAGCGUCUGCCCAACCGCCACAUCGGCAUCUCCUUCACGCCCAAGGAGGUGGGCGAGCAUGUGGUGAGCGUGAAGAAGAGUGGACAGCACGUCACAAACAGCCCCUUCAAGAUUCUAGUGGGGCAGUCAGAGAUCGGGGAUGCCAGCCGGGUGAAGGUGUGGGGCAAGGGGCUGGUGGAAGGGCACACCUUUGAAGUGUCAGAGUUCAUCGUGGACACACGCAGUGCUGGCUAUGGCGGGCUGGGCCUGUCCAUCGAGGGCCCCAGCAAGGUGGACAUCAACUGCGAGGAUGUGGAGGAUGGCACCUGCAAGGUCACCUACUGCCCCACUGAGCCUGGCAACUACAUCAUCAACAUCAAGUUUGCUGACAAACACGUUCCAGGAAGCCCAUUCACGGUGAAGGUGACAGGUGAGGGGCGGAUGAAGGAGAGCAUCACACGCCGGCGCCAGGCACCCUCCAUUGCCACCAUCGGCAGCACCUGUGACCUCAACCUCAAAAUCCCAGGGAACUGGUUCCAGAUGGUGUCAGCGCAGGAGCGCCUGACGCGCACAUUCACACGGAGCAGCCACACGUACACACGCACUGAGCGCACCGAGAUCAGCAAGACGCGGGGUGGAGAGACCACGCGUGAGGUGCGGGUGGAGGAGUCCACGCGUGUCGGCGGGGACCCAUUCCCCAGUGUCUUCGGGGGCUUCCUGGCCCGCGAGGGGCUUGGCUCCUUCGGCUCCAUCGCCCGCGCCCAGGAGGGCGAGGCAUCAGCGCAGGAGCUGUCAGCGCAGGUGCUGAGCCCCUCAGGGCAGCGCUUCGAGGCAGAGGUGGUGGCGGGAGGCGCAGGAGCAUACAGCGUGCGCUUUGUGCCCCAGGAGAUGGGGCCCCACACCGUCAGCGUUAAAUACCGCGGGCAGCACGUGCCAGGCAGCCCCUUCCAGUUCACUGUGGGACCCCUGGGCGAGGGGGGCGCCCACAAGGUGCGGGCAGGGGGCACUGGCCUGCAGCGUGCUGUGGCCGGCAUCCCAGCCGAGUUCAGCAUCUGGACACGUGAGGCGGGCGCUGGGGGCCUCUCCAUCGCGGUCGAGGGGCCCAGCAAGGCCGAGAUUGGCUUCGAGGACCACAAGGAUGGCUCCUGUGGCGUCUCCUACCUCGUGCAGGAGCCCGGUGACUAUGAGGUGUCCAUCAAGUUCAAUGACGAGCACAUCCCUGACAGCCCCUUCAUUGUCCCCGUUGCCUCCCACUCCGAUGACGCCCGGCGCCUCACAGUCACCAGCCUGCAGGAGACAGUGAUGGUGAACCAGCCGGCAUCCUUCGCGGUGCAGCUGAAUGGGGCACGUGGCGUCAUCGAUGCCAAGGUGCACACGCCCGCCGGCACCGUCGAGGAGUGCUACGUGUCUGAGCUGGACAGUGACAAGUACUCAAUCGGGUUCCUGCCACGGGAGAAUGGUGUCCACUCCAUUGACCUGCGCUUCAACGGGCGCCAUGUCCCGGGCAGCCCCUUCAACAUCCGUGUGGGCGAGCAGAGCCAGGCCGGUGACCCAGGGCUUGUCACUGCCUACGGGCCUGGCCUCGAGGGCGGUCUCACAGGCGUGUGCUCAGAGUUCCUGGUGAAGACGGCCAAUGCCGGGGCGGGUGCGCUGGCCGUUACCAUCGAUGGCCCCUCCAAGGUGAAGCUGGACUGUGUGGAGUGUGCUGAGGGCCACCGUGUCACCUACACCCCCAUGGCCCCCGGCAACUACCUCAUCUCCAUCAAGUACGGCGGCCCCCACCAUAUCGUUGGCAGCCCCUUCAAGGCCAAGGUCACCGGGCCACGACUCUCAGGGGGGCACAGCCUGCACGAGACCUCCACGGUGCUGGUGGAGACUGUGACACGAGGGACGUCAGCGUCAUCGGCAUCGGGGGCAUCACGGGGCACACCUGCUUUUGGGGGGCUCCCCAAGUUCUCAUCGGAUGCGGGGAAGGUGGUAGCCCGCGGGCCCGGGCUUUCAACUGCCUUCCUAGGCCAGAAGAACCAUUUCACAGUUGACUGCAGCAAGGCUGGCACCAACAUGCUGAUGGUGGGGGUCCACGGCCCCAAAACCCCCUGCGAGGAGGUGUACGUCAAGCAUGUGGGCAACCGCAUCUACAAUGUCACCUACACUGUCAAGGAGAAGGGCGACUAUGUCCUCAUCCUGCGCUGGGGUGAUGACAAUGUCCCCGGCAGCCCCUUCCGUGUCACUGUCCCCUGAACCCCCUCAAGCCCCCAAACUGGGGCUGCAGUGCCCAAAGAGGGCCUGGGCCCACAAUAAAGCACUAGGAGGCUC